This is a messenger RNA of Paramecium tetraurelia, 819 nucleotides long. RefSeq lists its product as uncharacterized. Gene Ontology annotation, biological process: signal transduction. Lineage: Eukaryota; Ciliophora; Oligohymenophorea; Peniculida; Parameciidae. The transcript is spliced from 4 exons. Gene Ontology annotation, cellular component: cytoplasm. The record is from RefSeq and is a predicted model, not a curated record.
UCAGAAAUUAAAAUAAUAUAUCUAAAUAAAUUAUUAUGUAAGAUAAGAGAGACGAACACACAUACAUGGCUCGAUUGGCUGAGUAAACUGAAAGAUGGGAGGAUAUGGUUGAGAACAUGAGGAAGGUAGCAGAGAUAACUAAAGAUUUGAAUAAUGAGGAGAGAAAUCUACUCUCUAUAGCUUACAAGAAUACAGUGGGAUAGAGGAGAACUGCCUGGAGAGCAAUUACCGCCUAUGAGAUUAAGGAGAAGUAGAAGAUAGUGAAAUAUUAAGAGGUGCUCUAAUAUUACAAGGCAAGAGUGGAGAAGGAAUUGGAUUAAUAUUGCAAUGAGGUUUUGUAGUUGAUUGAUCACACUCUCUUGAAAAAGACAGCUAACACUGAGGCUAGAGUAUUUUAUCACAAAAUGAAAGGAGAUUACAAUCGAUAUAUUGCAGAAUAUUCUUAAUAAAAGGCUCAGGAGAAGGCAAUUCAACAAGCUCAAUAAGCUUAUCAAACAGCCUUGGAAUUAAUCGACAAGGACAAGUUUCCAAAAACCAAUUUAUUAAGAUUGGGAGUUACUCUCAAUUAUUCAGUGUUUUGUUAUGAAAUCAUGAGCGAUGUUGCCAAGGCUUGCGAAUUGGCUAAAACUGUAAAGGACGAAGCAAUCAAAGAGUUGGACGAUAUGGAAGAAGAUCAAUACAAGGAUGUGACCACCAUCUUGCAAUUGAUAAAUGACAAUCUUACUAACUGGCAAGCUGAGUUACCAGAUGAGGGAGGGAAGAAGUGAAUUCAUUUAACAUGAAUAUUAUUAUUAUUAUUAUUAACACAAACGUAAUUUU